Sus scrofa (pig) is the source of this 4442-nucleotide messenger RNA. The record is from RefSeq and is a predicted model, not a curated record. NCBI's taxonomy places the organism in Eukaryota, Metazoa, Chordata, Mammalia, Artiodactyla, Suidae.
UGCAUUGGGUGUGGCCCUAAAAAGAAAGAAAAAAAAAAUGCUUAUUGCACAAAGAUUGAUUACAAAGCCUUCACUUCUGGGCCCCACAAGGCAGUCUGAUUAGGUCCCCAGUUAUGUGGCAAGGCUCAGAGUGUCUGUGAAGACCAAGCCACCCCCAAGUGGCAAAUCACUGAGUCAUUCCCUCUCUCCACUGGUGCUUAGAACACCUGUAAAAUGGAACUUGCUUUGUUCAACCAGCGCUUGGAACCUCUAACUCCCUUCUCCUUGGUGCUUCUUUGCUCCAGGCCGCAGAGAGCGUCCAAAUAGGAGGCUGUGGGCACAGUCGGUUGUCACGGAGAUGACGAGGCUGUGAUUGAUGAAGUGCAGAUCCCAGCCAGUGCUCCCAAAGAAAGACGCUCCUCCCGGCCCUUCCGGCUCCCUCGAGAUCCCAGACAGCAGGGAGGAAGAUGCAGCCGGCAGACAGAGCGCGGCAGCCCCCCAAGCGCUGAGGGCUCCCUCCACUCCUUCCGGCCCCAGCCCCAGGAUCUCCUCCACCAUGGCCUGCAACAGCACGUCCAUCCAGACCGAAGAAUCUGCACCGCGGAACGGGAGCCUCGGGGAGGACUCCAGGGCGCCCGCCCCUCUCAGGAUGUCCCUGGCGGUAGUCAUGAUGCUGAUGAUCGUGGUGGGUUUCCUUGGCAACGCCGUGGUCUGCAUCAUCGUGUACCAGCGGCCGGCCAUGCGCUCUGCCAUCAACCUGCUUCUGGCCACGCUGGCCUUCUCCGACAUCAUGCUGUCCCUGUGCUGCAUGCCCUUCACGGCCGUCACCCUGAUCACGGUCCACUGGCACUUCGGGGACUACUUCUGCCGGCUCUCUGCCACGCUCUACUGGUUCUUUGUCCUGGAGGGCGUGGCCAUCCUGCUCAUCAUCAGCGUGGACCGCUUUCUCAUCAUCGUCCAGCGCCAGGACAGGCUGAACCCGCGCAGGGCCAAGGUGAUCAUCGCCGCGUCCUGGGCGCUGUCCUUCUGCGUCUCGGCACCCUCGCUGGCCGGCUGGACACUGGUGGAGGUCCCGGCUCGGGCCCCGCAGUGCGUGCUGGGCUACACUGAGGGCCCGGGAGGCCGCGCCUACGUGCUGGUGCUGGUGGGCGCCGCCUUCUUUGUGCCCUUCGCCGUGAUGCUGUGCUCCUACCUGGGCAUCCUGCACACCGUGCGCAAGAACGCCGUCCGCGUGCACAACCAGUCCGACAGUCUGGACCUGCGGCGGCUGCCCCGCGCCGGCCUGCGGCGGCUCCAGCGGCACCAGCAGGUCAGCCUGGACCUGAGCUUCAAAACCAAGGCCUUCACCACCAUCCUGAUCCUCUUUGUGGGCUUCUCGCUGUGCUGGCUGCCGCACUCGGUCUACAGCCUGCUGUCCGUGUUCAGUCGGCGCUUCUACUGCGGCCCCUCGUUCUACACCACCAGCUCCUGUGUCCUGUGGCUCAGCUACCUCAAGUCCGUUUUCAACCCCAUCGUCUACUGCUGGAAGAUCAAGAAGUUCCGCGAGGCCUGCCUGGAGCUGCUGCCCCAGACCUUCCAGAUCCUCCCCAAAGUGCCUGAGCGGAUCCGGAGGCGAAUCCAGCCGAGUACCAUCUACGCGUGCCCUGAAAACCAGUCCGCCGUGUAGGGGAGGCCGACGCACCCCCUGGCCUGCGGCGCGGGGCCCCGCCUCCCCUGCUUGCCUCCACGGGGGCUUCUCCAUCGCCAGCACUCUGUGGGGGCCUCUUAAGCACAAAGGGACUCAUUUGUUACCAGGUGAGCUGCCGGCUCGCAAGGUUGCCAGGUGAAUUAUUUUUGUUUCUAGCGGCAGAAGAAACAAUGUGUGGCUCUCAAGGAAACUGGACAGUGGUGAAGACGAAAUGGGAAGUGAGUGGGUGAUGGAGGAGUGGGGCACCCUUAGGGAGGGGGCAGGGAGGGAAGUUGGCUGGGGGCUGGGGGUAGGAGGAAGCUUUGUCUAAAGAGCCCUCCCUGCACCUGCCCUCCAGGAUCCCCUCCACACCCUGGGUAGUUUCCAUCCUGAGAAACCCAAAAGGUUCGAUUCAUCUCGUGGGUCCUGAACCGUCUUGGGCACCAGUGUUCUCCAGAGGCUGUAUGUUUGCGGCUGUGCGUUGUGGAAACACACAGGGUUCUUGGCGCUGGUCGGGUCAUCCCUUCUAUAAACCAAAGUCACGCUGGGAAGCGGGGAGCACCUGUGCUUUUCAGCUUCCCAGGGUGACCCAUGGGAGGCCUCGGUGGCUUGAAUCCCAGAGAAUGUUCGGGGCAGCUCAGCUGAAAGGAGAAACCCACCCCAGCCCUCGUGCCAGUCUUUGACGCCCUACCUGGCCAGGCCCAUCUGGCGCCUCACCCAGAAGCCCGUCACCUCCCUGCCUGCUGUCACAGCCCCUGGUCCCCGGGCCCCCGUUCUCAUUCCAUCUGUCCCCGUGUGCAAGAACCACACUCCUGUAAUUCAUCUUUUCAGCAAGUUCUUGUAGCAACUUACUUUCGGUCUCAGGAGUGGUCGGGGGGCUUUGCUGAUGGGUUUCUCCCGGUCCCCUGAGGCCACCACAUGUGUCCGGAGCUGGGCCUCCCCCUGCGGGCUGCCCCCUGACCUCUGUUCCUCUACCUCAUUCAGGGCCACAGGAAUCUGACCCCUGCCCUCGGGGUCAGUCACCUCCUGGGACCUCGGUCCCCCAGUCCGGGCAGGACUGGAGUCCCAGGAGGGCAGGGCCUAGAGGGGACCAUUCUCCUUGUCCCAAACACCCAGCCCCUAUUCCCAGGGCCACCCUUACCAGCGGGAGCUUCUGACACGGGAGUGACCUUCCUGAGUUCAGGGCACACGGGUGAGGCCACAGAGUCUCCUUACAGUUCCAGAUCCAAGCAAAAUGGGGAGUUUAAGGAGAACUUGAGAAAAGAUGACUCGAGGUCUAACUCUCUCAGGAACAAGUCACAGGGCCUUGCUUGCUUCACCCACUUCUCUGGGCCUCUGCUUCCCCACCCGCCAAGCAGGGCAGCAGGUCGAGAUGGUAUCUGCUUUCCCACCACCUAUCUGAUGCUCUGAUCCCCACCUCCAUCUGUUUAUCCAUUCAGUGAGCACUUAUUAAGUGUCCCUGAGGUGCAAGGCACUGCGGGAGAUGGUGACGAGGGGCAGGGGCUCAGCCCCAAAAGGCAGCUGAUUUAUCUCAGGAUAAGCGUAAGGCACACUUGGCGUCAUGCACAGAAGCCCCUCUUGUGUUUGUCUUCUCAUUUCCUUUCCGAGGUUGUAUUCCUUCCCCCCGCCCACGCCGCCUUCUCUUGCUCUCCUCCCAGGACCGAGGCAGGAAGAAAGGGAACAUCAUUUACAUGAAUCUAGGAUGGGGGCUUUUCCAGAAAAUGGUUGGCACCUUUUCUUACCAACUUCACCCUCGUUUUAGACCUGCCCUCCCCCCAGACCCUUUUAUACCCAGAGAGGGGGCAGCAGGGAGAGAGAGAGAAGGAGCUAGAAGAUGGGCCACGGGCCUGUGAUUGAUUGAUGAGGGUCCCGUCACUUCUCUGUCCCCAGUGCCCCCAGCAAGGCCAGAGUUGCGUGGCCUCCGUGGUGUACAAGAGCACAGCCAGACCACCAAGGGGACCAGGGGACCAGGCCUCUGGGCUCCUCCCUCUGCCAGCGGGCAUUGAAGAGAAUGGUCUUCAGGAGUCUUGAGUAAAAGAGAAAUCACAAAACUGAAUGAGCGAAGGCACCCAAAUUUACAUCGAUCAGUGUUCUCUGAUGUAUGUUGGACUGUAACAUAUAUGUUUCAAAGUAAUAAUUUUGUAUAUAUUUUAAGUAAAGUAUUCUUGUUCUUUCAGUGUAUAAGACUGUGUUCUUGCCAGAAUUAGCACCAGGGCCACAACUAGUAAGCCGCGAGUCUGGGGUCCACACCUUGGAACACGCCAUCACUUCUGGAAGCCUGGAAUCUGCAAGCCACUAGCCAAGCUGCAGAGCCCAAAGGACAAUACAGAUCAGAUGGCACCAGGAGAAUGAGUGGUUUGGGGGGGGUCAUAACAGGGCUCCCACAUUUUAAACCUCCCCCCUCCCAGUAACUCCAGCUGGCUGGUCUCCACCCCUGACUUGCACUUUGUGCCCUCGGGAGUCUCUGCAGCCCUGCUGAGCCUUAAACUUGGAGGUCCUUAGAUACUAUGUAAAUUCCAAGUUCUUGUCCCCUUCACUGAAGACUGUAGGGCAACCACUGCUUCUUUGUGUUUUGUCUUCAUCUUCUCUCCGGCCUUGGGCUUCGUGCAAACUCUGGGCAGUGACUGGAGUGUGAUAGCCCCUGGGCCCCAUGGGAGAGCCUAGCCUCAGAAAAUGAGACAGUAAGUUUCAGAAGUGUCCUCCUAAUUCUGACCCCUUGGAAAAAUCACCACCUUGUCGUCGGGAAUCUUGGCCCCUGCUGUUAAGGUGACAGAGGAGCAACAUUUCUCUAGGCCGU